CGGAGGCUGCGCGCCCGCUCGGGACUUAGUGUCGCUGAGAGUCUGAACGCCGGGGCUCUGCGCUCCGCACCCAGCAACUCCCGCGCCUGAGUCCCCUUAGUCCCUUGGCUCGCCAAUCCCGGCCAAGCACAGGUCAGGGACACUGGGGACGGGAGGCCGGAGCCCCCGGAGCAGAACCAGGAGGGCCUGAACGCUGGUGUGGCGCGGGCCAGCGCUUCUGCAGGGGCCCAUGCGCGCGGGCAGCAGCUCCUGACUCGGAACCCCGAGGUUAGGAGGGGAACGAGCCGAGCCUAGAGCAGUGAGACUGGGAUCAUGGAUCGAGUGAAGCUCGCAGCGUCUGGCCAUGCCCUGCGAGGGUGGCUGCUGCUGGCGACUGUGACAGUGUUGCUCCUGGCUCCAAGCGUCUUGGCGGGGGUGAAGAAGCUAGAUGUGCCCUGCGGAGGGAGAGACUGCAGCGGUGGCUGCCAGUGCUACCCCGAAAAAGGAGCACGGGGUCAGCCAGGGCCAGUGGGCACCCAGGGGUACAAUGGGCCUCCAGGAUUGCAAGGCUUCCCAGGUCUACAGGGUCGCAAAGGAGACAAAGGUGAACGGGGAGCUCCUGGGCCGACUGGACCAAAAGGAGAUGUGACUACUUCUCGGAAAUCUUUGGACGGCAGUUCCCGUAUUGACGGUUUGGGACACCCAGGGCAAGGCGGGCCCCGAGGAAGACCCGGCUAUGAUGGUUGCAAUGGAACCAAAGGAGACGCAGGGCCACAAGGGCCCCCUGGACCUGGGGGCUUCCCUGGCCUCCCUGGGCCCCAAGGACCCAAGGGGCAGAAAGGUGAACCUUACGCACUAUCUGAUAAAGACCGCGACAAAUACAGGGGUGAAUCUGGAGAGCCUGGAGUGCCCGGCUAUCAGGGGCCUCCUGGCCGCCCGGGGCCAAUAGGACAGAUGGGUCCCAUAGGAGCUCCCGGAAGACCGGGACCACCGGGGCCCCCUGGACCCAAAGGACAACCAGGCAACCGAGGACUUGGUUUUUAUGGAGAGAAGGGUGAAAAGGGUGACAUCGGACAGCCAGGACCCAACGGGAUCCCAUCCGACGUCACGCUUAUUGGGCCCACACCAUCAACGUACGAUCGGGAUCUGUACAAGGGAGAAAAGGGGAGCAGAGGAGAUCAAGGGAUACCAGGCCCCCACUCAAAAGGCGAGGAAGGCAUCAUGGGAUUCCCAGGAACACGGGGUCUUCCUGGCCUAGAUGGAGAAAAAGGAGUCUUCGGACAGAAAGGAAGCAGAGGCUUGGAUGGUUUCCAAGGUCCCAGCGGACCCCGAGGGCCCAAGGGAGAACGUGGAGAACAAGGCCCCCCGGGACCCCCUGUCUACUCACCCCAUCCAUCCCUGGCAAAAGGUGCCAGAGGUGACCCAGGAUUCCCAGGGGCUCAUGGAGAACCAGGAAGUCGAGGCGAGCCUGGAGACCCUGGCCCCAUGGGGCCCCAAGGUCCAUCUGUUGGAGAUAAAGAUUCGAUGAGAGGCCUUCCAGGGGAGAUGGGACCCAAAGGCUUUUCAGGAGAACCAGGCCGCCCAGCACAAUAUCCAGGUCCACCAGGAGCUGAUGGAAAACCAGGUCUCCAAGGAGCCCCUGGGCCUGCAGGUGCACCUGGACCAGACGGUUUCCUGUUUGGCCUAAAAGGAUCAGAAGGAAGAGAGGGCUACCCUGGGCCUUCUGGUUUCCCAGGAGCUCGAGGGCAGAAAGGCUGGAAAGGUGAAGCUGGAGACUGCCAGUGUGACCAGUUCAUCGGGGGUCUUCCAGGAUUGCCAGGACCCAAGGGUUUUCCUGGUGUCAAUGGGGAGCUGGGAAAGAAAGGGGACCAAGGGGAACCAGGUGUGCACGGUAUCCCUGGGUUCCCAGGAUUCAAGGGAGCCCCAGGCCUCACUGGACUUCCGGGACCCAAGGGAAUCAAGGGAGACUCCAGAACAGUAACCACCAAAGGUGAGCGAGGACAGCCAGGUAUCCCUGGUGUCCACGGGAUGAAAGGUGAUAACGGCGUCCCAGGACGUGAUGGGCUGGAUGGAUUCCCUGGCCUUCCCGGUCCUCCGGGCGAUGGCAUCAAAGGCCCUCCUGGAGAUGCAGGUCUCCCUGGCCUGCCCGGAACCAAGGGCUUUCCAGGAGAAAUGGGUCCUCCAGGACAGGGCUUACCAGGCCCGAAAGGCGAGCGUGGUUUCCCUGGAGAUGCUGGGUUGCCAGGACUUCCAGGCUUUGAUGGUCCUCCAGGUCCCCCAGGAACACCAGGACAGUUAGACUGUGACACGGGUGUGAAAAGGCCUAUUGGAGAUGGCCAGCAAGUGAUCGUGCAGCCAGGUUGCAUUGGAGGUCCCCCAGGACCACCUGGCCAGCCAGGACCCCCAGGCCCUACAGGUAUCAAAGGCAGCAGAGGAAUGCCAGGAGUCCCAGGAGAAUUUGGAGGACCAGGGCUCAAGGGCUUCCCAGGAGACCCAGGUCGUGAAGGCUUCCCAGGACCCCCAGGGUUCAUGGGACCUCGAGGAUCCAAAGGUGCUACAGGCCUCCCGGGCCCAGAUGGACCCCCAGGCCCUAUUGGACUUCCAGGACCAGCUGGACCCCCUGGAGACAGAGGGAUUCCAGGGGAAGUCCUAGGGGCCCAACCUGGGCCCCGAGGAGAUGCUGGACUACCAGGACAUCCUGGGCUAAAAGGGCCUCCAGGAGAAAGAGGACCCCCUGGAUUCCGAGGAAGCCAAGGCAUGCCCGGAAUGCCAGGAUCCAAGGGUCAGCCAGGUUUCCCAGGACCUUCGGGACAGCCAGGACUCUCUGGACCCCCAGGACAACAUGGGUUCCCAGGAGCUCCUGGCCGAGAGGGACCCUUGGGGCUGCCAGGCUCCCCCGGCCUUGGAGGUUUACCAGGAGACAGGGGUGAACCUGGUGAGCCUGGUGUCCCUGGCCCUGUGGGCAUGAAAGGUCUGUCUGGGGACAGAGGUGAUGCCGGUGUGUCAGGCGAACGUGGUCAUCCCGGAAGCCCUGGAUUUAAAGGAAUGGCGGGGAUGCCUGGUGUCCCUGGGCAAAAAGGCGUCCGAGGGUCACCCGGAAUGGAUGGCUUCCAGGGCUUGUUGGGACUCAAAGGAAGGCCAGGGUUCCCAGGAGUCAAAGGAGAAGCUGGGUUCUUUGGAGUACCUGGUCUGAAAGGCCUGCCCGGCGAGCCAGGUGUUAAAGGAAACCGAGGGGACCGGGGCCCUCCAGGACCACCUCCUCUUAUCCUGCCCGGGAUGAAGGACAUUAAAGGAGAAAAGGGAGAUGAAGGACCAAUGGGCCUGAAAGGCUACCUGGGCUUGAAAGGUAACCUAGGAAUGCCUGGGAUCCCAGGACAGGCUGGAAUCCCAGGGCUACCUGGGAGGCCCGGCUACAUCAAAGGAGUCAAGGGCGACAUCGGAGUCCCUGGCAUACCAGGCACGCCAGGACAGCCAGGGGUGGCUGGCCCUCCUGGGAUUACUGGGUUCCCAGGGUUCGUAGGAAGUCGGGGCGAAAAGGGUGCCCCCGGAGUAGCUGGGCUUUUUGGCGAGACUGGCCCUACUGGGGACUUUGGUGAUAUUGGGGACACUGUGAACUUAGCAGGAAGCCCAGGCCUGAAGGGGGAACGGGGAGUCACCGGAAUUCCAGGUAUCAAGGGAUUAUUCGGUGAGAAAGGAGCCGAAGGUGACAUUGGAUUUCCUGGGAUAACAGGCAUGGCUGGAGCCCAGGGCUCUCCUGGACUUAAAGGGCAAACAGGUUUUCCAGGGCUCACAGGCCUGCAAGGACCACAGGGAGACCCAGGACGAAGCGGACUACCUGGUGACAAGGGAGACUACGGCUGGCCAGGAGUAGCAGGGUUGCCAGGUUUUCCAGGAAUCCGGGGGAUCAGCGGAUUACAUGGCCUGCCAGGCACCAAAGGCUUCCCUGGAUCCCCAGGUGCUGAUGUCCAUGGAGACCCAGGUUUCCCAGGCCCCGCUGGAGACAGGGGUGACCGAGGAGAACCCAAUACAUUUCCAGGCCCUGUGGGACCUGCAGGGCAGAAAGGGGAGCGGGGAACCCCAGGGGAGCGCGGCCCAGCAGGAAGCCCAGGACUUCAGGGGUUUCCCGGCAUCUCUCCACCAUCCAACAUAACUGGGUCACCUGGUGAUGUAGGGGCACCAGGGAUAUUUGGCUUAGAAGGCUACCGAGGUCCUCCAGGGCCACCUGGAUCAGACGCACUUCCUGGAAUCAAAGGAGAUGAGGGGAGCGCUGGAGCUGCAGGAUUCCCCGGACAGAAAGGAUGGGUUGGGGACCCAGGGCCCCAGGGCCAGCCUGGUGUAGUUGGUCUUCCUGGGGAGAAAGGGCCCAAGGGUGAGCAAGGAUUCAUGGGCAACACGGGGCCCUCUGGGACCGUGGGUGACAGAGGCCCCAAGGGACCCAAAGGAGACCAAGGAUUCCCAGGUGCUCCUGGCUCCAUGGGAGCUCCAGGCAUUCAAGGCAUCCCCCAGAAGAUUGCUACUCAGCCUGGCAUCGUGGGUCCCCAGGGCAGGAGAGGCCUUCCCGGUGCACAGGGAGAAAUAGGACCUCAAGGCCCUCCUGGAGAUCCAGGUUUCCGUGGGGCUCCAGGCAAGGCUGGACCGCAGGGCAGAGGUGGCGUGUCUGCUGUUCCAGGGUUUCGGGGAGACCAAGGGCCCAUGGGACAACAGGGCCCUAUUGGCCAGGAAGGGGAGCCAGGCCGUCCAGGGAGCCCCGGCCUGCCAGGGAUGCCAGGCCGCAGCGUCAGCAUCGGCUACCUCCUGGUGAAACACAGCCAGACGGACCAGGAGCCCAUGUGCCCCGUGGGCAUGAACAAACUCUGGAGUGGGUACAGCCUCCUGUACUUCGAGGGCCAGGAGAAAGCCCACAACCAGGACCUAGGGCUGGCGGGCUCCUGCCUGGCGCGCUUCAGCACUAUGCCUUUUCUGUACUGUAACCCCGGGGACGUCUGCUACUACGCCAGCCGCAACGACAAGUCCUACUGGCUCUCCACCACGGCCCCGCUGCCCAUGAUGCCCGUGGCUGAGGAAGAAAUCAAGCCCUACAUCAGCCGCUGCUCUGUGUGUGAGGCACCAGCCGUGGCCAUUGCCGUCCACAGCCAAGACGUCUCUAUUCCCCACUGCCCCGCAGGGUGGCGGAGCUUGUGGAUUGGCUACUCCUUCCUCAUGCACACGGCGGCUGGGGACGAAGGUGGCGGUCAGUCGCUGGUGUCACCGGGUAGCUGUCUGGAAGACUUCCGUGCGACCCCUUUCAUUGAGUGUAACGGAGGCCGUGGGACCUGCCACUACUACGCUAACAAGUACAGCUUCUGGCUGACCACAAUCCCCGAACAGAACUUCCAGGGCACACCAUCUGCCGACACACUCAAGGCUGGCCUCAUCCGCACACAUAUCAGCCGCUGCCAAGUGUGUAUGAAGAACCUAUAAGCCGGCCACCCUGCCCACCGGCAGCAGCGUGGGAAGGCCUCUUUGGUGCUCCUUCUGGUUUUGUUCCUUUUUUUUUUUGUUUGAGACAGUGUCUCACUUUUUAUCCCUGUCUAGCCUGGAACAACAUAACCCAGGCUGGCCCCCCAACUUGUGGCAACCCUCCUGCCUCAGCUUCCCAAGUGCUGGGAUUACAGGCGUGUGCCACCACACCCAGCUUGGUGCUUACUCUUAACUUAUUACCUCAGAUGCUGACCCCAAAGUUGAUCUCAGUAUUUUCUUUAAAAAAAACUUCCAAAGCGGCCCUGCGCCGGCACUCACACCAGCCGCCUAUCAGCAAGUGGGCCCUGGGUCUCAGCCCUGCUAGCAUGGGAGCAGCCCAGGGAGCUCUCACCAUGUAGGACAUGGACAUUGUGCCACCAACGGUAGCCAACAGUAACUGUGUGUGUCCCUGUGCCUCCGCUGUCUGCAGGUGGCUCCCCUUCCUUGUCUUCCUAGAAUGAGGCAGACCCUUCAGGACAGCCAAGGGGACUGGCCAAUGACCUGAGGCUCACUGCCACCUGUUUCCACCCAAGGAUCCUUGCAGAACGCUCUGACGAAGCCUGUUUCCUUGGUGGCGGGGAUGGCAGUAUUAUCUUCUACCAAAUCAUAGCUGCUACCUCCCAAGUCCCCACAUGAUGGCACCUGCCUUUUUAAGACCCCAACCAUGGCACAUGACUCUGGCUCUAGCCAAACCUACACCAGCAUCUGCUGGAAGGUACACUUAGCAAGUCAUUCACAGUGGCGUCCCACAACCUAUGUCACCUUAAACACCCCCUCCCCCCAACGCAGCAAGCUUUUUAUGCCUUUCCUGUGUAACACCACAAAUAAAAGAUAUUCU
Molecule: messenger RNA, 6316 nt
Organism: Microtus ochrogaster (prairie vole)
Lineage: Eukaryota; Metazoa; Chordata; Mammalia; Rodentia; Cricetidae
Gene: Col4a2
Product: collagen type IV alpha 2 chain
Exons: 48
Coding region: 313-5439 (1708 amino acids)
Biological process (GO): extracellular matrix organization
Cellular component (GO): collagen trimer
Molecular function (GO): extracellular matrix structural constituent conferring tensile strength
Source: RefSeq, a predicted model, not a curated record